GACGGAGACUCCCUCCUCUCUCUCUCUCUCUCUCUCUCUCUCUCUUCGUCGAUGGGACGGCGGAGGGGCGCGAAGGGUCCGGUGGGGGCGGUGUACGCCUGGGUACGAGGUCAAUCAGUGAAGGCAAAGACGGCGCUCGGAGCUUUGGCGGCCUUCAUUGUCCUUGCCGCGCUGUGGGCGUUCGUCCGCAACCACAAUCACUUCUUCGUCGCUUCGGAGGUCGUGCACUCCGCGGGCAUCAUCGUCCUCAUAUACAAGCUCACUAACCACAAGACAUGCUCUGGUCUUUCGUUGAAGUCUCAAGAGCUUACAGCAAUAUUCUUGGCUGUGAGGUUUUAUUGCAGUGUAAUCAUUGAAAAGGACAUUCAUACUGUCCUUGAUCUCCUGACUUUAUUUUCAACGCUUUGGGUUAUAUACAUGAUGAGAUUCAAGUUGAAUUCCAGCUACACUAAGGAACUCGACAAUAUGCCAAGAUACUAUUUGUUGGUUCCAUCUAUUGUUCUUGCCAUACUUGUCCAUCCUUUCUUAUACAAGCACCACAGUAGAUUCCUUUGGGCUUUUUCUGUGUACCUAGAAUCUGUGUCUGUGCUUCCUCAACUCCGAUUGAUGCAAAAUGCAAAGAUGGUGGAACCUUUUACAGCCCAUUAUGUAUUUGCACUGGGUGUUGCUAGAUUCUUAAAUUCUGCCCAUUGGAUAAUUAAGGUUAUUGAUACUGGCGGAUCAUUCCUCACUGGUUCAUCAUCUGCGGUCUUCUGGACCCCGGCAGUCCUCGUCGCUGAACUGGUUCAGACACUGAUCUUGGCUGAUUUUUGCUACUACUAUAUUAAGAGCGUCAUGCUUGGCCAGCUGAUGCGACUGCCUUCGGCACAUGGAAUGAGAGAUGUAUAACUAGCUGGAACUUAAUAACUUAGAGAAGCUGCUGAACUACUCCAAGCGAAAGAUGUGAAAGAAGUAUUGCAACUUUUGCCUCUCAUAUCUUGGUUUUGUUCAAGUUCGACCUUUUUUUAUCGUUGCGAAGAAUUCAAGAGUUAAGACUCUCUUUUGGGCUUAUUAGGGCUAUUCUCUGUGGAGUGGCUUAUAAUCAUUUUCCUAGAAUGGCCUUAUACGAAGGUGGGCUCUCUCAUGUGAUCAUCUGAGAAUUCCAAAUUACAUAC
Messenger RNA from Dendrobium catenatum, 1154 nucleotides. Its product is annotated as putative ER lumen protein-retaining receptor C28H8.4. Gene Ontology annotation, molecular function: ER lumen protein retrieval receptor activity. Gene Ontology annotation, cellular component: membrane. NCBI's taxonomy places the organism in Eukaryota, Viridiplantae, Streptophyta, Magnoliopsida, Asparagales, Orchidaceae. The record is from RefSeq and is a predicted model, not a curated record. Gene Ontology annotation, biological process: protein retention in ER lumen. The coding region runs from base 52 to 888 and encodes 278 amino acids. The transcript is spliced from 7 exons.